Molecule: messenger RNA, 2660 nt
Organism: Amphibalanus amphitrite
Lineage: Eukaryota; Metazoa; Arthropoda; Thecostraca; Balanomorpha; Balanidae
Exons: 1
Coding region: 15-1940 (641 amino acids)
Biological process (GO): sodium ion transmembrane transport
Cellular component (GO): membrane
Molecular function (GO): ligand-gated sodium channel activity
Source: RefSeq, a predicted model, not a curated record
CUCGCGGCGGCACGAUGCUGGAGCGCGCGUGCCGCGCCGUGUACGCGCUCGCCGAGCUGCUCUGUGUGAUCGGCCUGCUGGUGCUGUGCGUGCUCAAGGUGCAGCACUUCCUCUCCCACCCGGUGUCGACGACGGUCUCGUACCAGCCCAGCCGGCCGCCGGCCAUCACCGUCUGCCACCAGCUCGUCGACGAGCAGGCCGUGUUUGUCGCCGAACAGGAGUCCUGGGAUAGCUAUCACCAGCUGGGCUUCCGCUCCUGGGAGACGCUGAGACUGCUUCAAGAAGCAAAGGAACUACUGGAGUUCUACCGACGCAAUAUAUCUGAGACAGCUAGACCGUCGACUGUCGAGUCUGUUCACAGUGAUGAGCUACUGAAUAUUACGGAAACCAGGCUGCAUCUUGCAUUCGACAUCUUUAAUUUCAACUAUCAGGCGUUACUGGAUGCAAGAUAUACACCUGGCUAUGUAGUGAUGAAUGAGACAAAAUCUCGGUUGCUAUGUCUAAUGAAUGAAUCUGUCAGUGCAUUUCAGCAAGCCGUGGACGCCAUCCACUCACCUGACUUGGCAGCCAUCAGCAACACCAUCUGUACUUUGGAUCGAUUGGUAAACAGAAGCAACGAAAUUGAUCAAUCCAUCACUAACUCAUAUGAAUGGGCCCGACCGAGGUCUGAGCGCCUUCUGGUGGAGACCAGCCGGAGUGUGGACCAGUUUGUCAUCAGCUGUAAGAGAGGCCACUCCAGCUGUAUGCCCGGGGAGGGAGGCCAAUGGCAGCUGCGGCACGUCCUGGAGACCAAGGAAAGGUGCUACACGCUGAUGGCCCUGGAAAAGGAAAUCAGCGCGGAGGACGCCACCGUCGUCCUCGAACUGAGAGGGAACCGCUGGACUCCUGAAGUUGUCAACGUUUCUUCUUCAAACUUCCCGCAAGUUAAUGCAUCUGACGGAUACCCAAACGUCGGGAACGGUUCAGAUUCAAAUGCUACAGGUACAACUGUAAUCGAGGCGGUGGAAAUGACGACGAAAUCGGCAACCGCGACGGCGUCGUCGGCAACUACAGAAACGGACUCCGAGCUCGACUCGACGACAACCGAAGAGGACAGCGAUAUGCCGACACAGGGACCAACGUUUUACACAGCCGAUGACUACAACGGCACGAACUCUACAAACAUCACGGAAAUGAUACUCGAUCUUUACCCUGCACCUGAAAUAGGCGUUGAAGGCUAUGCGCCUCCGAGUUUCGUCACGUCUUUCAUCGAUUUUAAUGGUGCGCCGGAUGCCAUCCAGUUCAUCACAUACAGGGUCAUGUUGCACGCGGCGCCCGUUCCGCUGCUGGACGCUCCCAGCGGACUCCGCGAGCGCUCCUUCGAGAUUUUCAACAACCAGGACUGGGUUGAGGUGGACGUCCGAAUGGAGGAGCUGCGAAGUCUCAACCGAAAGUCGCGUCCCUGCGAAGAGGACCCGGCCUACAGCCGCGGCCGGUGUCUGUCCGAGUGCCAGGCGGCCGCGCACGCUCGCGAGGCCGGCUGUCAGCUGGAGGCCGUCUGGCCGGCCACCGCCCAGGGCCUGCCGCAGUGCGAGACGGCCACGCAGCUGGAGCGGCUGCGGGCCGAGCUGGCCGCACCUCCGUCCUGCGCGUGUCCGCGCCCGUGUCGGCAGGGCCGCGUCUCGGCCGUGGUGCAGGCGUCGUCGCGCACCGCCUCCGACCACGAGGUGACGGUCACCGUGCGCGUCGACGGCGACAUGCAGGUGAUCGAGGAGUCGGCGGCCUACACGGCCGGCAGUCUGCUCACCGAUUUUGGCGGAAACAUGGGACUCACGAUGGGAUUCUCACUGCUAACGAUCGUGGAACUCCUCAAAAAGAUCACAUUCGGCUGCCUCGAUAACGACCGGGUUGAGACAAUCCCCAAGAAGAAAUCAGACAGAUGGGCUGACUCCAUAGCUUAAUCCUGUAAUCGAUAUACUCAUAUACCUAAUUAUAUGACCAGCGAUCAGGCUCGGCGAUGAGUGUCCCAUACCAAGAUCAUGUUGUAAUCGAUAUGUUACGAUACAUGAGUUUCCUCAUCGAUAGACGAUAGGUAUGUACAUAUAUGGCAAACGUUGAAUUAUCUAACAAUUUUCGCUCAGUAUCUACCAACUCUCGAGAGUGACCCAUGUUGACAAUUAACCAUUUAGUGGAUAGCGGAACAAAGAGUUAUCGGGGAAGGAGCUUUUGGGGAAUUGGCACGUCCGUGUGCUCGUGCCUGCUUGUGAGCGUACUCCAAUGUGUCAAUAUGGUUUGAGGUGAGCCCAACGCCAUCGGAAGCCAGAUGCUAUCAGAUUUGUCCUGCCAAUGAUCCGUUAUACCAUAGUGUAAUAAAUAGUUAUUUAUUACACUAUGAUUAUACCUUGUUUCGCUAGGUGUAAUUACUGACUAUACUUAAGAUGUACUUACAUUGUACAUUAAAUGUACAAAUAUCUGUCCAUCUUCAGUGGACGACGGACGUAUUCACAAUAUUCACAAUUUUACUCGUACUGUAAGAUUACCCGCCGCUGAUGAUACUUCUCAAUCCUCAUGCUUUGUAUAAAUAUGCUUGUUCAGUCGAGUUGAGUCAUCAGCGACUCAUCACUCAGAGAGACUGACAGCAAGGAUGGCGAAGGUGGCAAUUGAGUUUGACUGGAUCGAUU